AUGUCAUAAGUGACGCAGCGCACCCGGAAGCAGGCCGGAGCGCCUACAGUACAGUACAGUGGCUGAGGAGGCGCCCCCCCACCCCCCACCCCCCGGCGUCCCCGGUAGCUCGGGCCGCCGCCGCCCGCCGCCCUCCCGCCGCGUUCCUUCCCCCCCCGCCCCCCAACCCUUUUUGACCCUUCCCGGCCCCCGUCGGCGGGGUGGGCGCCGGCCGCAGCCAUGUCGCUGCUGCAGUCCGCCCUGGACUUCCUGGCGGGGCCCGGCUCCCUGGGGGCCGCCAGCCGCGACCAGAACGACUUCGUGGGGCAGACGGUGGAGAUGGGCGACAUGAGGCUGCGCGUCCGGAGGGUCAUCGCCGAGGGUGGUUUUGCUUUUGUCUAUGAAGCUCAGGAUCUUGGAAGUGGCAAAGAAUAUGCUUUAAAGAGGUUGUUAUCUAAUGAGGAAGAAAAGAAUAAAGCCAUCAUUCAGGAAGUUUGUUUCAUGAAAAAACUUUCAGGUCAUCCCAACAUUGUCCAGUUCUGCUCUGCUGCAUCUAUAGGAAAAGAAGAAUCAGACACAGGACAGGGAGAGUUUCUUCUGCUUACGGAGUUGUGUAAAGGGCAGCUGGUGGAAUUCUUAAAGAAGGUAGAACCCAAAGGACCCAUCUCCUGUGAUACAGUUUUGAAGAUCUUUUAUCAAACCUGCAGAGCUGUGCAGCAUAUGCAUAAACAGAAGCCUCCUAUAAUCCACAGAGAUUUAAAGGUGGAAAACUUGCUUAUUAGUAACCAAGGGACGAUUAAACUUUGUGACUUUGGUAGUGCUACAACUGUAGCUUACUAUCCUGACUACAGCUGGUCUGCGCAAAAGAGAGCACUGGUUGAAGAAGAGAUCACCAGGAAUACAACACCAAUGUACAGGGCACCAGAGAUGAUAGACUUGUAUUCAAAUUUUCCAAUUAGUGAAAAGCAGGACAUUUGGGCUCUGGGCUGUAUCCUGUAUUUACUCUGCUUUAGGCAACAUCCUUUUGAAGAUGGAGCUAAACUUCGCAUAGUCAAUGGAAAAUACACUAUUCCACAAAAUGACACCCGCUAUUCUGUGUUUCAUGAUCUCAUCAGCUCUGCCUUGAAAGUGAACCCAGAGGAGAGAUUGUCAAUCACUGAACUGGUGAAUCAACUGCAGGAGAUUGCAGCAGCUAGGAAUGUGAAUCCUAAAUCCCCCAUCACAGAGCUCCUGGAACAAAAUGGAGGCUAUGGGAACAAUGCUCAGCCUCGGAUGUCUGUAACAUCGGUUUCACAGAGCUCCAAGCCUGCAGGACAGCUCAAUAAUAUGUACAAUGCAGGCCUGACUGUUGCAGAAUGUGACCAGACUUACGGAGGGUUCUUUGAUAUUCUGAGAGGAGGAACAGAACGGUUUUUCACAAAUAUUAAGGAUACAUCUUCUAAAGUUAUCCAAUCUGUGGCCAAUUAUGCAAAAGGAGACUUGGAUAUAUCAUACAUCACUUCCAGAAUUGCAGUGAUGUCCUUUCCAGCUGAAGGUGUAGAGUCUGCCAUCAAAAAUAACAUAGAAGAUGUGCGGUUAUGUCUGGACUCUAAACAUCCUGGGCACUAUGCUGUGUAUAACCUUUCUCCAAGAACAUACAGGCCUUCAAGAUUCCAUAAUAGGGUUUCUGAAUGUGGCUGGCCAGCAAGGCGAGCACCAAAUCUUCAGAAUCUCUACAGUAUAUGCAAGAACAUGCAUUUAUGGCUGAAACAAGAUCAGAAAAAUGUUUGCAUUGUGCACUGCCUUGAUGGAAGAGCCGCGUCUGCUGUUGUAGUUUGUUCUUUUCUAUGUUUCUGUCGUCUCUUCACUACUGCUGAGGCUGCGGUUUAUAUGUUCAGUAUAAAACGAUGUCCUCCUGGCAUUUGGCCUUCUCAUAAAAGGUAUAUCGAAUACAUGUGUGACAUGAUGGCUGAAGAACCCAUUAUUCCUCACAGCAAGCCAAUCCUUAUUAAAUCAAUCAUCAUGACUCCAGUUCCUCUUUUCAGUAAGCAGCGUAAUGGCUGCAGGCCUUUUUGUGAAGUAUAUGUUGGGGAUGAAAGAGUAACCACUACCUCCCAGGAAUAUGACAAAAUGAAGGAAUUCAAAAUUGAAGAUGGUAAAGCAGUAAUUCCAUUAGGUAUAACAGUUCAAGGAGAUAUUCUCAUUGUGAUCUAUCAUGCCCGGUCAACGCUUGGAGGCCGACUACAAGCCAAGAUGGCUUCUAUGAAGAUGUUUCAGAUUCAGUUCCACACAGGUUUUGUGCCCCGAAAUGCCACCACAGUGAAAUUUGCUAAGUAUGAUCUUGAUGCCUGUGACAUUCAAGAGAAGUAUCCUGAUUUAGUUCAAGUCAAUCUGGAAGUGGAGGUGGAGCCCAGAGACAGACCUAGCUGUGAGCAGCCACCAUGGAAUAACAUGAAUAUAAAGGGACUGAAUCCCAAGAUUCUUUUCUCUACCCGAGAGGAACAACAAGAGAUUUUGUCAAAAUUCGGGAAACCAGAGCUGCCUAGACAGCCAGGUUCAACAGCACAAUAUGAAGCGGAAGCAUCCCAACUGGAGCAGUCUUCAGAAAGUGUCCCAGCUGAGACAGAAUCCUCACAUAGCAGUGGUACUGAUGCGAGUAACUUCUUUCAUUCUCUGGAUUGGAAAGAAGGAAAAAGUCCAGAAAGUGGAGUAGACAAUAAUUCAUCCAAAAAUGAUCAUGCUCAACUAUCUAAUGAGAGAGAAGAGAGUGAUCCUUCAGAUGAGGAAUUCCCUGCAUUUCCAGGUGAAGAAGGGGCAGUAACUGUUGUUGAGAGGGACCCUGGUGCUCAGGAAGGAGAGUUGCCUUUUGCAGCCAGUUUUGAAGCUCCAUCUGCAUUGUUACAAAAACCUCUCACUGAAGAGAAUGUAGAUUUACUGGGACUGAACUCUGAUAUUUCACCAGAACAGGAACAGCCUAUCUCAGAAACAAGCUCUUCAACAAGUAAUGCAGACUUGUUGAACAAUCUGUUUGUGGGUAGUGCAUCACAGAUCCCAGAAGAGUCCACUGGAGAUCUUCUUGGACAAGGAACAUCUUUCUUUCUCAGCAGUCAGUCUCAGUGUUCAGCUGCUACUAAGAUGUCUUCAGCAUCAGCUGAUCCGUUUGACCCGUUCACAAUGUCAUCAAGUUCUGAGAAUCUGUCCCUACCUAGUGCAGACUUCUUUAGAGGCAUGCUGAAUCCAACUGCAACAUCUACUCCUAAUACAUUUAUUCCCACAAGUAAUUCAGUUCUGUCUUCUAGUUCAGAUUUCUUGAAUUUAGGGAACCCGGGACUAGAGACAUCUAAAAUGUCAUCUUCUACAAGUUACCCAGAUCUCUUAGGUGGAUGGGAUUCUUGGGUGGAUUCUUCUGGGCCUGUCUAUGCACCAUCAGCACAAAUGAAGUCUGCUUUUGAAGGACAAGUUCUUACCACAGGAAGUCAGUCCAGUGUGUCUUCAGGUCCGUCCUUCAGCCCAUCUAAGUCUCAGAACGUUGACCCUUUUGCUGAUCUUGCCAAUCUUGCAUCUGGUCUUCCAGGUUCCUCCACAAUUGGAUUCUCCGGUAGUGGGUUUGGUCAGAAGACUGCUACAUCUCAGAAGUCAGGAAAUCAGUGGCAGAAAUCCACAAAACCACAAAGUACAUCGUGGCAGUCCCAGACUAAAUCCAGCACUACAGCUAAACCCAAUUAUACAGGGAACUUCAGUGUUAUUGGAGGUCGAGAAGAAAGAGGAGUCAGAACACCAAGCUUUGGUCAAAAGCCGAAAGUUUCAGCAAAUGACUUUGAAGAUCUCUUAUCUAAUCAAGGGUUUUCAGCUAAAUCUGAUAAAAAGGGACCAAAAACUAUUGCUGAGAUGAGAAAGCAAGAAAUGUCUAAAGAUAUGGACCCCUUGAAACUGAAGAUUCUUGAAUGGAUUGAAGGAAAGGAGAGAAAUAUCAGAGCAUUAAUAUCAACUCUUCAUACAGUGCUUUGGGAAGGGGAAAAUAAGUGGAAACCUGUUAGCAUGGCAGAUCUAGUAACACCCGAGCAAGUAAAGAAGUACUACAGGAAAGCAGUGCUGGUAGUUCAUCCAGAUAAGGCCACAGGACAACCUUACGAGCAAUACGCCAAGAUGAUCUUCAUGGAAUUGAGUGAUGCGUGGUCAGAGUUCGAAAACCAGGGGUCCAAGUCCCUUUUCUAAAAGUUCAUCUUUUAUUGAACCACUUCCAAAAACUGGAGUUGAGCAUUGUUGUGACCUUUUCACCUAUGAUUUAUGAAGUGCUUUUCCAUGAUUUCAGCACAGUUUGCAAUCAUGCACUUAAAUGUGGUGAUGUAUUUUGUAAGAUGUGGAGUACAAAGCGUUACAUAGAUGCAUUAAGAAAACAGCUGCUCAGUACUUGAAGAAAUCAUGGUCUGGGGAUAAAGAUUUUUCAGUUUUAUAUAUGGUAAAAUGGAAUUUUAAUGAAGUUCCAUGAUCUCUGGUACACUAGUAUCAAUUCUAAAUCAUUCCACUUCCGCUGAUCUCUGCUUUAUCCUCUUCAUUCCCCAAUUUAUUUUCAGUAGUUUCAUGAUUCAGUUUUGAUCUUUCAUGCCUGUCGCCUUAUUCAAAGUGCUUUAGUUAUCAGUAGUGAGUCUGUUUGGAUUAUUUCAAAUCUGAAGGUGUAUAUUUUCAUGUGUCUUUUAUGUAAUCAAUCUGAUAAUCAUUCUGUAAAUAAUAUUUUCUGACAAUACCUGUGUUCCUUACAGUAAAUUAACAGUUGUUUAGCCAAAAAGACCUCAGUUGUAGGGAAAAUCAUCCAGGGUUGUUCUUGAUUUUCUUCUUUGUUUUACUUUUUACAUAUGAAUCUAGAAACAAAUCUUGGCUUAAAAGUCUGCAUGUUCCUGCUCUGUUAUUUAUUAUGAAUCUUUGGAAGGCAGUACUUCUUUUACUAAUUCUUUAAAUGGUAUCUUUUCCAUCUGAUUUCAGUGGAACAUGCUUUCCAUUGGACUUUAAGCACUCUGAUAAAAAUGUUAUUCUGAAACUUGAUGUGUAAGCACAAAAAAGAAAACAUUUUACUCUGCUUUGAUUUGUUGUCAGUGAAUGCUACAUGAUUUAUUUAGAGAGCAUUUAGAGUUUUAACACAUUUUUACAGCAUGUCUGAACUUCUGUAUUUUGAGAUAUGCAUGACAUCGGUGUAUGUGCAAACAUGGGGUGUAUUGGUAGUGUUGUAUUUCUGCUCAUCCCCCUUCCAUGCACCAAGUAGAAGAUGAGCAGAGACCCAACUUAAGAACAAAACUUGCCACGUUCUCUCAUCCCUAUUCAGGUGCCAGUUUUCACUAGGGCUGAAAUAAAUGAAUGCAGAUGACCAAUGACUGUUACAUUUGGUACAGUAAUGAAAUGCAAUUCUCAAAUCAGAUUUGAAAAUGUCAAAAAUCAGCAACAUCUGAAAAGAAAAAAAUAGGAUUUUAAUGCCACCUGAACAGUGUAUUGGAUGCAGUUUUCCACUGCUGAGCAGGCCUGAGAGCCUGGGGGUUAGAGACUUGUGAACACGAGUUGCAAUUCAGUCCAUGUUCUAACACUGUCAACUACUUUGCUGAUGAAAGAUUGUGUGUGUAUGUAUAUUCACAUAUAUUCAGCUACUAUAAAUUUUUUGAAGUCAGAAGCCAGGAUCAGUUAUGGAUCCGAAGGCUAUGUAUUAUUUGUAGUUGCAGUUGUAUUUCAGUUGCAACUUUGAAGCGGUCUUAAGUCCCAUUAGACUUAUUCUUUAUGAAAGUAGGUAAUUCACUUUCUGACUUUUCCCUUGGGACACCUCAGGUUUUUUUUACAUACAUGGUCUGCAUCCUUAGAAAUCAAAGGCUUGUGGUAGGUUUUGUGUGUUUGAAACCUGGUUGGCUUUUCACAGUUCUAAGGCAAAUGAUACAUAUAGGCUUAAGUACAGACAUGUAAUGACUGACUGCACUCCUAUAUACAAUAGAAAGAGAAAACAUUCCUAAGGGAGCUGCUUUUAGUAAGGAAAAAAGUGAGGACUAGAAAAAACCAUGUUCCUUUCAGCACAUUCAAGAAACUUAAUUUUGAGGGACACAUUUUUAAUUGCUGUCUUCUUGAAUUGAAAUUUUGGAAGAAAAUAUUCCUCUGCAUUGAAUGCUUGGUAGCAUUUUCUGGAUGACAACUAUGUUUCUCUGGUUUUAUUUGUCCCACUCCUAUUUACAAAAAAAAAUAAUUACAAAAAUUUUCUUGAACAGCAGCCUUAGAUACGAUUUUAAGUGAGCAGGGAAAAAUGAGCACAACUGUUUUAAUUGGAACCAAAGAUCUCUUGAAAUUGACUGCCCCUUUUUAAAAUUACAGAAACAGACAUUUGGCUGUGGAUUCUUCCAAGAGCCAUUUGCUACUUAAACUUCAUUCAGGUUGACAGGAACCCUCUACUUAUUUUACAGGUUAAUCACCUCUGGUCCUCAGUGAGGAACUGUCUGAUUCAUUACUCUGCUCCUUUCUACUUGGUUGAAUUUUAGUUUGAGGAAUCUAGGAGGGGUUCAGACUUCAGUGAACUUUCAAAUAGUUAAAUUUUGCUUACAGGGUGUUACUGAAAUCCAAUUCUUAUAAAAUCCAACUUCUUAUACAUUCCUGUGUUCAGCACAGCUAACUGACACAGUUAAACAAAAAUUCUAAACCAAAAUGAUUUCAUUGUCAAGAUUUAAGUGGUGAACACAGUAAACUGCAAUUUUGUUUUUGAUAGUGCAGAAUGCGGACCAGUAAAGUGCUUCAUCAUUUAAGGCUAAUACAUAACAUUUUUUAGUUAUUGGGAAAAGGGAAGUUAAGGUAAAUUUUAUAUAGGGUUAUACUGAGUCUUAAUGUUGCUUUUAAAUUAGAUGGCCAUUUGGAAGAAGAAAAAGUCUAGAAGUUAUGUCUGAAUUCAUCUUAGAAAUUAAAAUGGUUAAAGGAAAAAAAAACACCACCACCAACAACAAAAGAAAACACCUGGGAAUGAGGACUUUUACCUUUCUCAUGCUCUGUACUUCAUUGUCAACUGGUUGAGUGCUGCUGUAUGGGAGAAGACUGCACCCAAACCAUUAUGCAUACAUUUCAUUAUAGCUGUUCUUACUGUCCACAAGCUGGAAAGCUUUUCAGAAGAGGCUACAGGAAAAUCGAUUAAGCCGAGAUUUGAUUUUAACUGAUACUGUGAAUUUUUUCUGGGUGUAAAAUGCAUAUUUUUCAUUCAUGCUUAUUCAUUGCACGCAUUUUGAAAUGUUGAAAUUAGGUGGAUUAGGUGGUCUUGAAAGCUAUGGCUUGUAUCUGCUUCUGAUUGCAAAAGCUGAGGUUGAGGUGAAUCAAAAGUGGUGUUGCUACAAUGAAGUUGUGUCUGCCAAAUUUCAAAUGUGGCACUUGCAUUUUGGAGCAUCUCCUUGACUCUUGCAGCAGAUUGUUACGCUUUCUGGCCCAUGUUUGUCGUUCCUUUGUAAUGACAAAGAAUUGAUACCAUCUCUUUGCAGCCUCCCAGUAUCUGUUCUUAAACAUGUCAAGCUACUCAAUUUUAUUGCAAGAGCAAGGAGAA
Messenger RNA from Cygnus olor (mute swan), 7501 nucleotides. It is a transcript of the gene GAK, whose product is annotated as cyclin G associated kinase. Gene Ontology annotation, cellular component: cytoplasm. NCBI's taxonomy places the organism in Eukaryota, Metazoa, Chordata, Aves, Anseriformes, Anatidae. Gene Ontology annotation, molecular function: ATP binding; AP-2 adaptor complex binding; protein serine/threonine kinase activity. The record is from RefSeq and is a predicted model, not a curated record. Bases 220 to 4173 code for a protein of 1317 amino acids. The transcript has 28 exons. Gene Ontology annotation, biological process: protein phosphorylation; regulation of clathrin-dependent endocytosis; positive regulation of Notch signaling pathway.